AUGGCGACGUGCCACUGCCCGGAGCCGGCGCAAUGCCACCACAGGCCGCUGCUCCUCCCGACGGCCGCCGGCUACCCUAAGCUGCACGACCGCCCGAGGCCGGCGCCCGGCAGCGUCCUCGCCGAGGUGGCCGCCAUCCUCUGCCUCACGGGGCCAAUGGUCGGCGCGGGGAUCCUGUUCUACAUGCGCUCCCUCGUGUCCAUGGUGUUCCUCGGCCGCCUCGGCCAGCUGCCCCUCGCCGGCGGCUCCCUCGCGCUCGGCUUCGCCAACAUCACCGGGUACUCCGUCCUCUCCGGCCUCGCCGGCGGGAUGGACCCCGUCUGCGGCCAGGCCUUCGGGGCCGGGCGCACGGACCUCCUCCGCGCCGCGCUCCGCCGCACCGUCCUGCUGCUCCUCGCCGCGUCCGUGCCCAUCGGCAUGCUCUGGGUGGCCAUGCACCGGGUCCUCGUCUCCACGGGGCAGGACCCCGACAUCGCCGCCACGGCGUACGCCUACAUCCUCUGCUGCCUCCCGGACCUCGCGGUGCAGUGCUUCCUCCACCCGAUCCGCAUCUACCUGCGCGCGCAGUCCGUCACGCUGCCGCUCACCUACGGCGCCGCCGCCGCGCUGCUCCUCCACGUGCCCAUCAACUUCCUCCUCGUCAACGUCCUCGGCCUCGGCAUCCGCGGCGUCGCGCUCGGCGGGGUCUGGACCAACCUCAACUUCCUGCUGUUCCUCGUGGCGUACGUCUACUUCCGCGGAAUGUACGGCGCCCAUGACGACGGCGGCGGCGGCGCCAAGAAGGGCGCGCCCGAGGCGCCGCCAGCAGAGGAGGAGGGCGCCAAGGAGUGGUGGAGCCUGGUCAGGCUGUGCGUGCACAGCUGCAUGUCCGUCUGCUUGGAGUGGUGGUGGUACGAGAUCAUGGUGCUCCUUUGCGGCGUGCUCAUCGACCCCAAGGCGGCGGUGGCGGCAAUGGGCGUGCUCAUCCAGACCACGUCGCUGAUAUACAUCUUCCCGCAUUCGCUCGGCUGCGCCGUGUCCACGCGCGUCGGGCACGAACUGGGCGCCGGGAGGCCGGAGCGCGCGCGCCUCGUCGCGCGCGUCGGGCUCGGCCUGGGCGCCGCGCUCGGCCUCGUCGCCUGCGCAUUCGCGGUGUCCGUGCGCGGCGUCUGGGCGCGGAUGUUCACGACGGACGAGGCCAUCCUCAGGCUGGCGGCCGCGGCGCUGCCACUUCUCGGCUUGGCCGAGCUGGGCAACUGCCCGCAGACCGCCGGGUGCGGCGUGCUGCGCGGCAGCGCGCGGCCCGAGAAGGCGGCGCGGAUCAACGUCUCGGCGUUCUACGGCGUGGGAAUGCCCGUGGCGCUGGCGCUGGCGUUCUGGCCGGUUGGGCUGGACUUCCGCGGGAUGUGGGGCGGCAUGCUGGCCGCGCAGCUCGUCUGCGCCGCGCUGAUGCUGCGCGCCGUGGUCGGCACCGACUGGACGGAGCAAACGGAGCGCGCCCGCCAGCUCACCGGCGGGCGCGGCGACGGCUUUGACGUCGUCGGCAUUGUCGACGAGGACAAAAGAAGCCAUGCAAAAGCGGCCAAAGCAGAGGUCGGGAACACAUUGUUCAUGGUGGCGGAUUGCGUCUAGCGAACGACGGAAGCAGGACCCGAUUCAUGGAUGAUUGCAUCCUCGAUUCAUUAGCUAUAGGUUUUCUCUUUCUUUAGCUUCUUCUUUUUUGGUAUUUUUACCCGACCUUUUUUUGGGGGAUUUGUAGCAAUCCAAAGCUUCAAACUCCCUCCAUUGUUAGCUUCUCUUUUCCUCUUUGAAACGAGGGAGUGAAGACUGAA
This is a messenger RNA of Panicum hallii, 1811 nucleotides long. RefSeq names its product protein DETOXIFICATION 49-like. The transcript has a single exon. Gene Ontology annotation, molecular function: antiporter activity; xenobiotic transmembrane transporter activity. Gene Ontology annotation, cellular component: membrane. The coding region runs from base 1 to 1611 and encodes 536 amino acids. The record is from RefSeq and is a predicted model, not a curated record. Gene Ontology annotation, biological process: xenobiotic detoxification by transmembrane export across the plasma membrane. NCBI's taxonomy places the organism in Eukaryota, Viridiplantae, Streptophyta, Magnoliopsida, Poales, Poaceae.